This is a messenger RNA of Nasonia vitripennis (jewel wasp), 4337 nucleotides long. Its product is annotated as sterol O-acyltransferase 1. Gene Ontology annotation, biological process: cholesterol metabolic process. Bases 1299 to 2900 code for a protein of 533 amino acids. The transcript has 9 exons. The record is from RefSeq and is a predicted model, not a curated record. Lineage: Eukaryota; Metazoa; Arthropoda; Insecta; Hymenoptera; Pteromalidae. Gene Ontology annotation, cellular component: endoplasmic reticulum membrane.
UGAGUGCGAGUGCACGUGUCCAUAGAGCAGUCGAACGAGUGCAGUCGCACUCAGUGGGAAAGGGAACCGCGCGUCCUCUUAUCUUGCGGAGAGAAAGAGGUCACACGCGUUGUGUGUUAUCAGGACGAGCUGGGCACUGUAGACAUUAGAAUGCGGUUUUCGAAUUGUACUUUGAUUGGGUUGCAUCAUGCACUCAGGAUAUGCUAGGAUACUUGUCGCGCAUCUCGGAUGAUCUUUUGCGAUGUUUAUUCAUCUUCGCGCGAUUUGUUUACUGGUCGAGGUGACUUCGGUUCGAUUUGAUUAGAUGUAAGGUCGUUCGGUACGCUUUUAUGUCGCUCGUUAUUCAAUCGGUGCCGAUUAUGCAUAAUUGUAAGGUAAUGUAAGUUAUUUCUCGUAUGCAUACAAAGUUGUAUAAGUAAUCUUGAGAUUUUAAAAUAAAUACAUUUAUCUUGGUCUAGGAUGCUUAGGACUAAAAGCCGAUGUGCUGUUUAUUUGCGCUCAAAGCUCGAUUAAUUGAGACGAGUACAAAGAAACUGAUUUUGACAUUUACAUGAUCGCACAAUCAGCAAUUUUUUCGUUAUCACCGCGUCGACGUUGCAAAACGUGAAUGAAUUUCAGCAAUCGAUCGCUUACACUCCGCACUCUCAAUUCUCUUUGUUUAAACAAUAGGCCGCACCGAUCCUAUUCAUGAUCAAAAGUCGCGCUCGCCUUUCCCAACUCGGCGCACGCAAUCACGGCGAAAUUGUAAAAACGCUGACAUAACUUCGGCAUUUCUCCUUCUGCAAAAGACCGAUAAUUAUCGUCCAAGAAUCAUCCACCUCUAGUAUAUACAAUACGCGCUUACUUGAGCAAUGAUCGUUCAAUUAUGUUUACCCAGAGGCGAUCGGUUCCCAGCUACCUAUACAGAUAAGCGAGUAAUACAUGUAUACAAGUUUUUCGAGUGACAAUACCAGCGCGGGUGGGAGUAAGUGCGUACGAGAAGGGGAAAAACUCGAGUCCUCCCCAAAGAUUAGAACGAAGCACGUCGCGCAUGCGGAUAGAGGAGAUGAGCCAUCAGUGGCUCGUCGUUCGGUAGUACGCGAGCGCCGUUCGCGCCAGAAUGAUCCGGUUGUGUAUAGCACGCACUUACUCUGCGACUUUCUGCGCAGCCUGACGCUCUUGUUUUUAUGUAUAUACGGAUCGCGUCGUCGAACUUAUGCGAGGACAGAGGAUUAUAGAGACAUUGUGUAUAUAGUUUCGUUUUCGAUCGUGUCUAUCGGAUAAUAUACUUUUCACGCGAUUCGCCGACACGCGUGAUUAUGGUGAACGAGGACGUGCCGAAGGUUCGUCUGCGACACGAAAAAAUGAACAGUGUCGAUGGUAGUCCCACGAAAGGUCUCGCACCGCUGGACGCCGAGAAAAUGGACAAGUUACAGGAUCGAAUGCAGGAGAUGCGCAAGACCGUCGUCGAGGACCUGGAUGCCAUGAUGUCCGAGGUCAGAGAGCUGAAGCUCGCCGCCUCGGGGAUGCAAAGCAGUGGAGCCAAUGGAACUGAGGACAACAGGACGACGAGGAGAAACGGUAAACUGCAGGACAAGGUGUUCGUUGCGAGAAACUCGUACCUCACGGAUCUCUUCGAGAUCAGUCACUUUAGGACAAUUUACAAUAUUUUUAUCGUCAUGCUGAUGAUACUCUUUUUGAACACGGCUGUUCACGACUUCAUAGAGACGGGAACGACUCACGUAGGCAUAGGGACAAUAAUACGAAGUUUCGGAAACUUUUCUACAACAAUUCUUAUUUGGAUUCUCAUGACGAUAUCGACGUUCGUCACGUAUUUGGGAUUCUCCAUGUGGGCUCACAAACGCGAAGAAUUUUCUCCGAAAUCAUUUAAACUGAAAGCAUGGGACUACUUAUUCUUGAUAGCGCACGCAGCUCAACAGCUAGCUUUCAUCACAAUACCAGCCAAAUUUUUAAUAGAUAUUCAACAUCCGCCUGCGUCCAGUUUAUUGAUUCUCAUGGAACAGGUCCGUAUGCUUAUGAAAACGUAUGCCUUCGUUCGGAGCACGGCCCCCCGAAUCUUAGUACAAAAGGCCAAAGACGAAGACAAUAAAAGGGUGGUCUGUCCAGGAUUUUCCAAGUUUUUAUACUUCUUGUUUGCCCCGACGUUGGUUUAUAGAGACGAAUAUCCAAGAACGAAAGAGAUCAAGUGGAAAGUAGUACUCACGAACUUCGUGGAAGUCCUUCUGGUGGUAUUCUACGUGGCUUUCAUGUUCGAACGUUUCAUCAUUCCUCCCUUCGAUAAAUUCGGCUCCAAAAUUUUGGAACCACAUGCCGUCGUCCUCACGAUAUUCAGCUUGAUGUUGCCUGGACUCAUAAUGUUCCUCUUCGGCUUUUAUACUGUGCUACAUACCUGGCAAAAUUGUAUGGCCGAACUGCUCAGGUUUUCCGACAGACUAUUUUAUAAGGAUUGGUGGAAUUGCACGUCCUACGACGCCUACUACAGGACCUGGAACAUCAUUGUACACGACUGGCUUUAUGCCUACAUCUACAAGGACGUGUACGAGACUCUCCACAACAAGGUCAUCGCAACGUUCACGGUCUUCCUGGUCUCGGCUGCCUUCCACGAGUACAUCCUCGCCUUCACUUUCCAGUUCUUUUAUCCGGUGAUGAUGCUCAUGUUUGGCGGCUUUGGUAUGCUGUUUGUUUUCAUUACGAAAAAUUAUUCAAAGAUGGACGGCAAUAUUUUCAUAUGGUUUGGUCUCUUUGCCGGAAACGGUAUACUCUUUUCUCUAUAUUCGAUGGAGUAUUAUGCUAGAGGUCACUGUCUACCUUACGAAGAUCCACUCUUUGAUCUUCUUUUGCCGAGAAGUUGGGCCUGUCGCCCUAGUGAGCUUAACGCUUCAGCUGCUGCUGUGAGUUGAUGAAAAAGCUCGUAUGCUCUCUAUUUGAAUAAUCGAAUGUUACAGCGUUGAGUUUUAAAAUAACAAAACCUUUUUGGCCGUUGGAUCGCGAAAACUUUGAGAUGUUUUAAUAACGUGUAGAUAAGAUAUACUUGUGAGGCGUUUAAGAAACUAAAUUAAGAACGUAUUUUAUAGGCAAAUCUACUUUGGCAUUAUUUUUUAUGUUGUUUUUCACCGUUGGUAUAAGUUUGUAUCGAUUUUAGAAUCGAAUUUGUACAUACUACCCUAAAUAUGUAACGAUUAGUUAACGUAUAGGUUUAGGUUUAUAAAAAUAAUGAACUAAUUAAUGUAAGUAACCUAUAACGUAUUUUUCUUUAUUUUUUUAACAUUUUCCAUACUUAACGAUGAAAAUAAUGUUUGUAAAUCACCAUACAUACAUACUUUAUACUGCCUCAAGAUGUCAAACAAUAAAUAAUUAUCAAAAUAUUGAUAAAAAAAAAAAGAAAAAAACCAUAAUUUGUUGGCAUAUCAUUUACACAAUUGUCCUCUUAAUUUUAUUUAACGAUAAAGAUCAAACAACAUGUCGUAAUAAUUAUAAUAAUAGUAAUUAUGUAUAUGUAUGAAUGAAUGCGUGUAUGUAUAUUAUGUACAUAUACAGAUAUAUUUUCUCUAUACAAAUUAAAUUACGAAUUUCCUUACACUUGUAAAAACGUAUAUUUGUACCUAUUUUAGGCAAAGCGAUUCGAUAUUUUUUAAAACGGUGAUUUGCUAAUAAAUUUAACUAAGGUAUAUGUAGUAACUUCAGCGAAAAAUAUACGUAGUAGAUUCAUUGAAAUUUUUUGGCAGUUUAAAAAAUGCCGAAUCGUUUUGGUUUUAGAAAGUCUCAGAAAAUGAAACAUUCAUCUCACGACCUUCUAAUUAUAAGGCUUUAAAAGUUCUGCGAUUUGCUCGGAAUCCAAUGGUAUAGCAAAUUCGCAACAAACAUUACAACGAUAGUAGAUAUUGUUUUUGUUAUUUCAUUUAGUGGCUAUACUGUCUUUGCUGUACUGAAAAAAAUAUUUCCUAUGAAUGCUGUUCCCGCUUUAGUAUAAUCUUUGUCUGUUCUUACGUAUACUAUGAAGCAGUUUUUCAUUUACUGCAUAUGGAUACAUUGAUUGUGUAUUUUAUAUAGUUUCGUACAGGUAAUUUUGUCAUCAACCUUUAGGAAUUGUUCACUAUUUUGGUAAAAUAAAUUACCAACUCGCUUUCUAAAUGUCGCUGUGGCGUCAUGGACAUUGGCAUUUCAUUUGUAGGCGUAGCGGUCGUAGUAGACACAUCGAACGCGUCUUCAGUGAUUGUCCAUUAAAUAGUUUUCAUAUCUGUCGCCAACCGUUUCUAUACAAUGAUUUUGUUCGUAAACUUGUAUAAUUUUAAUUAAAACUAUAGUUUAUCGGUGUAUUAACAAAAAUAGUUCAAAUC